UCGUGUCGUUAUUGUCCAUGAGGCAGAAGGGAAAUGCUGUCUGUUGACAUGGUCGUCAGGCACGUCUGCUGACGACAUCGACAUGGUAACAACCGGUCACAAUAGAAGUAUCGAGACAAUCUCCGUUACUUGAUCUCCCGUUCUCGUCAGCCUCUCUUCGCUGCCGUCUAUAUACUUGGACGAAUCAGAUCUCCCGCAAAACCGCUCCUUUCUCUUGAACUUGAUCACUCGGACCUCCUGAUCUACAGCAUCAUGGCCAUUAAGAGAUCGCCUUCGCCCGCUCUCACCCCUUCCCCUAGCGGAGAUACACAGCUCGAAAGCUCUCCAAAAGCUGCCUCGCCCAAGAAGGCAAAGUCAAGCUCUGGCUCGCCCAAGAAGUCCAAAAACACUUCGACGAAUGGCUCUUCUGGAGGAGGUGUCGCUGCAGGGGUAUGGACCGCUGAGAAGUUUGCUGUGUUGUCUGAGGAGUUCAUGGCCUUGGCGAGUGAGCAUAUGGACAAGGAGCAGAUCGCACAGAAGCUCGGAGUCAGCAAAUCGCAACUUGUGGAUCAGCUGAAGCCGAAUCGCGCCAACUUUCGGCGAAAGUUCAUGGAAUGGGCUAAGGGCGGUGUCAAUCAGAAGGAUGCAAAGGCAUGAGAGUGGGGUCGACAACGACCCCUCUAGCCUCCAGGUGAUAUGAAUGCAAAUUGGUUCAUAUGCAUGACGAUUGGAU
Molecule: messenger RNA, 712 nt
Organism: Kockovaella imperatae
Lineage: Eukaryota; Fungi; Basidiomycota; Tremellomycetes; Tremellales; Cuniculitremaceae
Exons: 2
Coding region: 253-636 (127 amino acids)
Source: RefSeq, a predicted model, not a curated record